UGAAGAUCUUGGCGUAUAAUGAAACGAUACGUUUGCUGAGAUAGACACACCAAAAUUUUUAUUUAAUUUUUAUAAAUGAAAUAUUUAUUUUUAUAGUGAGUUAUAUAUAAAUAAAUAGAACAAAAAUGGCGGAUUUAAAAAGUGUUUUGUUUGGUGUAUUGCUUAUGUUUUGUUCGUGUGAAGCGUACAAGAUUUUAGCUAUUUUUCCUGUGCCCAGUACUAGUCAUGGUAUCCUUGGAGACAACAUGAUUAAACAUCUUUUGAAUGCUGGACAUGAGGUUACAUACAUAACACCUUUCAUCAAGACGAAGAAAUAUAAUCAUCCCAAUCUGAAAAUAGUAGACGUGUCUGCUAAUGAAGAAUAUUUUGAUGAAAGUCUGACGGACAUAAAGAUGAUUAUGUCAGGAGCGCUCGAUUACAAAGACCCUGUACUAAUGGCGCAGCUCACAAUCAUGUUGGCUACCACCACACUUGGUAAUCCAAACGUCCACAGUUUCCUGAAAGACCCAAAUCAGCAGUUCGAUGUCAUCAUUGGAGAAUACAUGUUCUCCGACAUGUAUUCUGUCUUCCAAGCGGUAUUCCAGUGUCCAUUCAUCUGGUUCUCCACAAUACAGCCACACUGGGGGAUUCUAAAGAUGGUGCAUGCACCCCUAAACCCCUCAUACAACAGUGACUACAUCAUUGGCAACGUUGCCCCAUUCACCUUUAAGGAAAGAGUUCAAGAGCUGUGGUACCAAUUGAAAGGAUUGUUUUAUCAUAAAUAUAUCAAUCCUGAACAAGAAGACAAAGUAUACCAGGAACACGUAGUUCCAAUUUUGAGAGCUCAAGGAAAGCCAGUGCCCAACUAUGAGGAACUCAAAUACAAUGCGUCUCUGGUAUUAGGAAAUUCUCAAGUGGUAUUUGGCAACGCUGUGCCUUUACCACCAAACUACCAGCACAUCGGAGGCUUCCAUAUUGAUGAAGAUGUCAAACCUUUACCAGAGGAUCUAAAGAAGUUAAUGGAUAAUGCGAAGAACGGUGUUAUUUACUUCAGUCUUGGAUCAAACAUUAGAAGCAAAGACUUGCCAGACAGCAUGAAAGAAGGUCUCUUGGAGAUUUUUGGAAAACUCAAACAGACUGUUAUUUGGAAAUUCGAAGAGAAUUUGGACAAGACACCUAAGAACGUGCAUAUAGUGCAGUGGGCACCACAGCAGAGUUUAUUGGGUAAGCUAAAAUGUAAUGACAACUAUAUUAAUGGACUUUAUAUUUACAGGUACACUGCAAAAAUAAAGGAAAUAUCUGUAGCAUACCACCACAGUCCGAUGAAGCCGGGAGAAGCAUUGAACUUCUGGGUGGAGCACGUGGUGCGCACGCGCGGCGCCCCACACCUGCGCUCGGUGGCGCUACAAGUGCCGCUGUACCAACAAGCGUACCUAGAUCUGCUAGCUGUGAUACUGGCAGCUGUUGCUGUUAUAUUACUAGUGGUUAAGAGGAUUUUAAGUUUAUUCACAUCAGAAAGUCCUAAACUAAAAAGGAAUUAAAAAAUUCUAAUAUUGUACCAACAAAUAUCGACGUAGCUUUCUAUAAAUGCAUGUUUGUUUAAGCAUGGACCUUGUUUCUGUAACAUUAGUAUGAGUUUACUUUACAUUUAAAAUAAUCAAAACGUGUAGUCGGUUGGCCGACUCAAACAAACCAACCAAUCAGAACGCCGAAUGCGCUCUCGUUUCGAUUACUUUAAAUAUAAAGCAAACUCGUAAUAAGGGUACUGGACAGAUUUUGAUAGUAUUAUCCCUAAUGCAUCUUAGUAGUAGUAACUUCCUAACUGAACUGAACCACAUACAUUAAAAAUAAAAAUUAUUAAAUACUGCCAAACUACUGAAAAAGCGAUGAUAAUGACGAUGAUCCAGUGGCACUUUUUCUCGAUUCAUGCUUGACCAAAGUAUACUAGUAUACAAAUGUGAAGUGUGUGAAGAAUUUAACAUUUAGGUAAUUUAAUUUGCGUGUAUUGGAGAUUUAAGUGAUAUUAUUUAUUAUAACUGAAUGUCAUGAUAACUGAAUUAUAAUUUGUGUGUUUGAAUUUUU
Molecule: messenger RNA, 2061 nt
Organism: Spodoptera frugiperda (fall armyworm)
Lineage: Eukaryota; Metazoa; Arthropoda; Insecta; Lepidoptera; Noctuidae
Product: UDP-glucosyltransferase 2
Exons: 7
Coding region: 126-1520 (464 amino acids)
Molecular function (GO): UDP-glycosyltransferase activity
Source: RefSeq, a predicted model, not a curated record